AUCUCCUUCAACCCCCUCUCUUUCUAAAGAGCAAUAAUGGCCUCUCCCCUCGCACAGUUUGCCCUCACCUUGAUGGUGGCCAUCACUUGCACAGCAUCACUAGCAUACUCACAAGCACCCUCUCCCUCACCUACGGAUGAAAUAGGGGCUCGGUUCGAGGAUUGGAUGGCCCUACAUGGCCGAACAUAUGACAAACCCGAGGAGAAGGAGCGUCGCUUCCUCAUUUUUCGACAAAACGUCGAGUUUAUCGAUUCUUUUAACAUGGCCAAAAACCAUUCUUUUGAGCUAUCUGCUAAUGGAUUUACCGAUAUGACUAACAAGGAGUUUGUUGCCAAGUACAUGGGACUCAAGCCACAAAAGCAAGGAGGUAGUGAAAUGGAUGACGUAGAGUUUGGCCAUGGGAAUGUGACACACAUACCGGGUAGCAUGGAUUGGAGGCAAAAGGGUGCGGUUACAGCGGUCAAGAACCAGGGAAAUUGCGGUGGUUGCUGGGCUUUUUCAGCAGUUGCAGCCUUGGAGGGUAUAACAAAGAUCAAGACCGGAAAAUUGGUGUCCCUUUCCGAGCAGCAGCUUAUCGAUUGCGACACAGAAAACGACGGCUGCAUGGGUGGCUACAUGGUCACCGCAUUCCAGUACAUCCGUGCCAAUGGCGGUCUCAGCACAGAGUCGAACUACCCUUACCAGGCCGCAGAUGGAAACUGCGACACUCGUAGGGCAUCUUAUCAUGCGGCCUCUAUCAGAGGAUACAGGGAGGUACCAGCUAACAAUGAGAAUGAAUUGUUGAAGGCAGUGGUCCAACAACCUGUAUCAGUAGCCAUAGAUGCAAGUGGCUAUGCCUUCCAGUUUUACAAGGGCGGGAUCUUCUCAGGCGCGUGCGGGACCGAACUGAACCAUGGGGUCACGGCCGUGGGUUAUGGGGCACAGGAUGGAAAAUUGCAUUGGCUAGUGAAAAAUUCUUGGGGCUCACGGUGGGGGGAGGGUGGGUACGUGAGGAUGGAGAGGAACAUUGGCAAUAAAGAGGGCAUAUGUGGCAUUUCAAUGAUGGCUUCUUAUCCCCUAAGAUAGACAUGUUACUAUUGUUGGUUGUGUAUCGUCUUAAGGAAAAAAGCAAACACAUACGCAAAAUGAUUAAUAGUUUUUAUUAUGUUUCCGUUGUGACGUACGUUAGAUCUUGAUUAGAUGAUUGAAAAUAUAAAUAUGUAAAAUGAUUAAUAGUAUUGAUUAUGUUGGCGUUGUGUUGUUGGA
This is a messenger RNA of Amborella trichopoda, 1245 nucleotides long. Its product is annotated as senescence-specific cysteine protease SAG39. The record is from RefSeq and is a predicted model, not a curated record. Lineage: Eukaryota; Viridiplantae; Streptophyta; Magnoliopsida; Amborellales; Amborellaceae. Gene Ontology annotation, molecular function: cysteine-type peptidase activity. Gene Ontology annotation, biological process: proteolysis.